Messenger RNA from Cylindrotheca closterium, 3051 nucleotides. NCBI's taxonomy places the organism in Eukaryota, Bacillariophyta, Bacillariophyceae, Bacillariales, Bacillariaceae. The record is from the annotation of a GenBank genome assembly.
AUGAAGAAGAGUGCCGAUGGUGAGUAUGACUUCUUGGAUUUCUGGGAAGCAAAUCAAAAGUUCUUUGCUAUGAAGCAAGGAACAACCAAAAACUUGAUGCAUUUCAAGGAACGAUUCUUGAGACAGGAUGAAGUCCUGCAAGAUCUAUAUGGCGUGGCCUGGUUCCAAGAUUUUGCAGUCAAGACGAAAGCGUAUGCUGCUAUUGCUAGCACCAAUACUGCUGCUCAAAACAAGUUCAAGGAUGAUAUCUUUGAAGCCGUUCUGGCAACAGGAUUUCUAUGCAACAGCGAUCGAACGAGAACAGCUCCUCUGAUGCUGGAUCUUCAGACGAACUAUUGCAGAGAAGUGGAUUAUUAUCCAAAGACGGUCAGCAAAGCACAAGAUAUGUUGAAAAUUCACAUGGAAGUGAGUAAAAAUCCGGGAGUGAACCUCUACCAAGGAAAAGACCAACCUAAUAAAGGUAAAGGCAAAGGCAAAGGAAAGGGGAAACCAAAGGAUGGAAAGAAGGCAGCAUGUUAUGUAUGUGGCAACGAAGACCAUAUGUCUCCAAAAUGCCCAGACAGACUGCUACCAAAGACCCAAUGGAAGAAUCAGGAUCAAUAUGUCGACUAUGGGAAGAAGCUCAAUCUUAAUCAGAUUGGAGCAACUGUCCCAGCUACUGUUCCAGCUAUAGUUCCUGGAGCUUCAGCGUCUACAAGUGGAGCAUCAAGUGUUGCGGGAAGCGUUAACACACCUUUGCAACUUGCUGAUACUACAGGUAAUCAAAUGAUGCAAAUUGCUUUCAGUGGAAUGCAACUCAGCCAACAAGGCUUCAGUGGUGCUCAAGUGCGCCAAGGAUUUGAUGCAACUCAAGCUCGAACUCCGCAAGCUGUGAAAACUGGAUAUUUUGAUACAUCAAAUGUCUUUCUCGAUGCUAUCAGGGGAAAGGAUGAGAAUGGCAAUGAUGUCUAUCUUAUUCCAUGUCCUGCUCAUACAACAAAUGUUGAACUUCAAGCCGACUGGCACUAUGCUAGUGAAGAUGAAGAUUUGCCUGAUAUUGCUACUGAAGACGAAUUUAUUGGGAACGAUCGUGAGCUAGUGGUAUAUGUACCAGGAUUAAUUCUCGGUCUGGCGGUCCAGGAUCCUUUGGUGAUUUUUCCGUUGGACGAGCCGUUGGAAGACACUACGUUUUUUAGUCGGUAUUGGGAUUUUACUUUGGAGGUCGAGCCUCGGUUACUACUGGAACUACGUCCUCUGGCUAAAGUGUGGGCCAUUGCGGUUGAACUUCUAGGCCACCCGUGGACCGACCCCGACACGACGACGGUAGUAACGAAAUUGGCUGAGCGUCGCUCAGCAGCCAAGGGCCAAAAACGUGAGCGCAAUCUGGACCCAUCAACGGAACGAAAAUCAGCUCCAAUUGACCCUUGCUCUCCGGCGCGAGGGUUCUUUCCGGAUGCCACUCCAAAACCAGUUCGCGACUCUGUUGCCCCUGAUAAGGAUGAUUCAGUAAUGAUGGACACAACGGGUCCAUCGGUAAUUAGCCCCACCAAUAAACCAGUCCACGGCAAGUUUGCUUAUUGGUCCGACAACGAUGGGUCUGAGUCCGUCGAGUCGGCAUUAGACUUUUCUGCACCAUCGAAUUCGGACCAACCUCCUACUGAAGUGGUUGUGGGGAAGUCACCUGCCCCAGCUCAGCGGGCCAACGACCCCUCGGCAACAGUAUUGAUCGACUGUCACUUGUCGAAGACUGAGCCUCCCAACCCUCCUCAACCUUCAGCUCCUCUGUCCGUGAAGAAGCAACUCAUUUAUGUUGCCGCCUCACAGAAGAAGGCUGCUAUUUGGACCAAGUACCUCUCUGAAGAAAUGAAAGCCCGUGAAGUGACACAGAUGAAUUUGACUGGGCUUCCGCGCUCAAAUGCCCAGUUCCUCUGCGCUACAAUCAACUAUGAAUGGGAUGGCAAUACAUAUGAGGGUGGUUCUAUUGAAAAGUGUUUCACUGAAGAAAUGGUCUCAGUUCUGUCUAUGGCUAUGGACAACGCUGAGGGCGACUUGGUCAUUCUUCCAGUGAGCGAACUCCGUGUAUGGGACAAGAAGUUGUGGCUGACCUCUAAAGAGAAAGUGGAGGAGCUCACCUACAAGAAGCUCAAGCCCUACAUUGACUGGUCCUGGAAUAAUGGCGCCCGAUUUGGCUACAACGCUAAGAACCCCGGCUCCAAGACUCUUCGCACCCGCAUUCGCGUCGCCCACAACUCUUCUCUGGACGACAUGUCCCGACUACUGGGUCAAUGUUUCGAGAUCACCGGCACGCAUGCAGGCGUCUUCCGUUCCCCGCUGCAAGUUAGUGAUCCUGUCCGAAUCGGUUGGCUACUGAACUACCCCAUGGGGAUUGGGAGAGCGGCACUUGAACGCGAGCUCAUGCGUCACUUCACCUUCAAGCGAGCUAUAGCCCUCGAACCUGCGUGGCCACAGAACCCCGGUACGGCGGGCCAAAAAUGGAUGCCCUCCAAGGGUCCAAAAGCGUGGCACAUUUGGGUAGCUGCUUCUGACGUGGAUAGAGUGGCACGGGCCCUCUUUGCAUGGCUCAGACCAGAGACAAAGAAGUGUCACAUGCCGUUUGGUGCCCGGACUCAGUUUGUCUACGACUUUGGGGCGAUUACGAAGGGACACCUUGGUGACCUCGCGCAACCAGGGGGGCAGUGGAAUGGCAUCAUUGGGAAACUCAUCAACGCCCAUGACACUACCUCCCAGACCUGCACCUCCCUGGCUCCACUGUUUCCUAUCCAAGGCAUGCUGACCAAGGUCUUCAUUCCCAAGUACUGCAAACAGGGCAAGGGCAAAUCCCUCCUCCAAUUCCUCUAUGCAAUUCAGUGCAUACCAGCGGUCAAGAAACCUGCCCCUGCUCAGCCUGAACAAUCAGCCACACAGGAUGCCGACACACCAGACUCUCCAUUGCCACCUUCCGUGUCUUCUACUCCUCCCGAACUGACACUGACCAACCCAAGCGUAACUGCCCCCACCACAGCUCAGCCAACUCUACCCGCCUCAUCACCGCCGGGCCAAGCAACCUCUUGA